This is a messenger RNA of Tachysurus vachellii, 1767 nucleotides long. It is a transcript of the gene tmx1, whose product is annotated as thioredoxin-related transmembrane protein 1. The transcript has 9 exons. Lineage: Eukaryota; Metazoa; Chordata; Actinopteri; Siluriformes; Bagridae. The record is from RefSeq and is a predicted model, not a curated record. The coding region runs from base 1 to 1029 and encodes 342 amino acids.
AUGAAUCAACAGAAGCCACUUGCUCACAAAGCCUCUGAGAUGCAUGUGUGGUGCACUUCGUUAUAUACGGACGUCAUUUGGAACACAGCCCAUGUAGUCGCUGCCCAAAGCGGAAGUAGGCUAAGAAGAAUUAGAGUAAACAUGGCGGCUUCAGUGAGCUGCAGAAGGAGAGAAACAAGACCACUUUCGCGAAUAAAUUCCUUCUCCAUUUUGUAUCCAGUCGUCGUAUUGUACUGUUUGGCGGUGUUGCCUGUCACAGCCAAGCCGGACAACCUGAGAGUGAUCACGGACACGGACUGGGAGGACAUUCUGACGGGUGAAUGGAUGAUAGAAUUUUAUGCUCCAUGGUGUCCAGCUUGCCAGCAGCUGCAGCCUCUGUGGAAUGAAUUUGCAGACUGGAGUGAGGACAUUGGGGUCAACAUUGCUAAAGUGGAUGUAACUGAGCAGCCUGGAUUGAGUGGCAGGUUUAUCAUCACAGCUCUUCCAACCAUAUACCACUGUAAAGAUGGAGUGUUUCGGAGGUACCAAGGUGCACGUACUAAAGAAGACUUCCUGAGCUUCAUUGAUGAGAAGAAAUGGCAGAGUAUUGAGCCAAUUUCCUCUUGGUUUGGCCCUUCCUCUUUCAUGAUGAACAUGAUGUCUGCUCUCUUUAAGCUGUCCAUGUUUAUCAGGCAAUGCCAUACCUACCUAACAGAGCAUGUCGGAAUUCCAGUCUGGGGUUCUUAUGUCAUUUUUGGCUUAGCAACCCUCUUCUGUGGACUCACCCUUGGACUGGUGCUGGUGUUUUUUGCUGAUUAUGUAUUUCCAUCACGCCGCUUUUCUUCUUCAGCUUCCUAUCAGAAGAAGCAUGCUAUGGAACAGGCUCGCCUUCGGCAGCAGUUGGAGGAAGAGCAGGAGGAGGCUGAUGGUGAGGAAGAGGAGGAUGAGGAUGAAUAUGUUGGGAGUGUGGAGGAAUGGAGCAGAGAAGUUGAGAAUGAGGACAAUGUUAGGAAGAGAGCAGUGGGAGGAGGUGAGGAGGAGGACACCUAGAGAACUGGAGAGGAAAUGUGAAUUACAACACCAGACCAACCAAAUCGCUAUGGAAACGCAUGCCCACGCCAACAUGGCAGGCCACCUAAUGACAUCACUGAUGUCAGAGCUCUCACUGUGUGUUGCCCUGUAUUCCUCCCUUCAGUUCCUCAGCUCCACCUUCUUUUCCUUUUGUGUGAGAGAGAAAGAAGGGAAGGACGCUGAAAGAAAUAUGGGAGUAGAAGUGUCAGGCAGGGGCCAGGACAUAACAAUGUAUGAAAUUUUGUUGUUUAUGAGAUGAACUUUUAUUGCCUGCCUAACUUUCAGCUGAACUAAUACUUACCUGCUUGAGCAGAGAUGUCCAUUGGAGAAUACAAAAACUUAACAUGUUUGGAUUAACUACUUUUUUUUGCUGCUUUGUUAAUAUUUUAUUACAUUUCUGAGUUUUUAUGUCAGAUACUUUAUUGAGUUUUUCAUAUCCGAAAUUUCUAGUAAUUCAUUCACAUUAACUUUUUGUUGCUCUUUACGGAUAAAGAUUUGCCAGAAGUUUUCACUCUAUUUUUGCUUAUGUAAAAGUUUCAUGUGAUGACUGAUUUGAGGUUUCAGCUGUUUCAUUAAAGUGGAUUUAAUGAAACUUUGUGAUGAACAUCAAUACCUCAGUUUAGAGACUUGUGGUGGUUCAUCAGUUAAAGCGUUAGUGUGCUGUUCCCCAGGAAAUAUCCCAUGUUACUGUACAAAUAAAGUUUGCCAUUUCCAUGA